Messenger RNA from Uloborus diversus, 2129 nucleotides. Its product is annotated as MIT domain-containing protein 1-like. The record is from RefSeq and is a predicted model, not a curated record. Bases 253 to 990 code for a protein of 245 amino acids. The transcript has a single exon. NCBI's taxonomy places the organism in Eukaryota, Metazoa, Arthropoda, Arachnida, Araneae, Uloboridae.
UUACGAAAUCCGUGAUCAGUCGAGAUUUUCAGUUUUGAGAUUUCGGUUACAAAGAUAUUACUGCUCUUCUUUUAAAUUCGUGCUGACCUGAGUCACAAAUUCUAAUCAUUUUUUUAAUGAAUCUAAGCAUAGUUAUUCAAUGAAAGAAAAAUUUCUUUGGAAAUUAUGUUGGAAGUUUGAUUCUUUUAAGUUUUUGAAAUCUUUGGUCAUGAUCGUCUUCUGCAUAUUUUAUUGAAGAAUCAACAAGGAAAAAUGAACACUCGAACAACUAAUAACAGUUUGGAUGGUAUUGAACAAUCUGCAAUUUCAAUAAUUAGCAGCGCUAUAAAGCAUGAUAAUGAUGGAAAAUACCCAUCGUCACUUGCUUGUUAUCAAGAAGGAAUACAGCUUUUUCUGCAAGUUAUCAAAGGAACGUCAGAGAAGAAAAAGCUUGAGCAUUUGCGCAGAAAAACUUCAGAAUAUAUGAGUAGAGCUGAGAAAAUUAAAGGCAUAGUUCAGAAGCAGAAAGAUAGCGGUAUUUAUCACGAACAAAUUCAAAUAUCGAACGAUAGUGUGGGGUUUAGUUACGAAUCGAUUUUCAAAAAAUAUCUUGACGAUUCUGUCAAUAAAGUGGAAAUUGAUGAUCCUUAUGUGAGGACUACACACCAGAUUUACAACUUCUUAAAUUUCUGCGAAUUGCUUGUAAGAUAUUGCCCAUUUUUAAAUUGUAUUGUUUUGGUCACUGGUGUUCAUGAUCAGGAUUCUAGGAAUCAAAAUACAAAGCUUCAGAGUUUAAAAGAGAGUCUUCGUGAUUAUAGUAUUGAAUUAACUAUACAGUUUUCUAAUACUCUGCAUGAUCGAGAAAUACGGCUUGAUUCCGGUUGGGUUAUCAAGAUUGGCCGAGGGUUGGAUUAUUUUAAGUCUGUGAAACAGUUUUCUAUUGGAUUUUGUGACCAGAAUCUAAAGAGAUGUCAUGAAACAACUGUAGAUAUUUAUUUCAAGAAUAAAUGAUUUGUAUGUAUGCCAUGAAAAUCUACUUAUCAAUUGAGCUUCACAUAUUAUUUUAAUUAUACAAAAUAAAGGGUUUAAAUUAAACUUAGACCUGUUGAACUUUUAUCGUAACUAUAAUUUGCCAUAUUGCAUUAUGAAGCCUUGAGGUGGGAGAUGUGCAGCCUCACCAGGAAAUCACACUAAUAAUAGUAAUACAAUAAAACCCCUCUAAUACGCACACUAACGGAAUUUUUUUUUUUCGCUCACAAUAGAGGUAUGUCCACGGGACAGGAGUUUAAUAAUGUUAUUUGCCUAAGAACCGGGGGAAUUAAAAAUUGUUUGCAUAAGAGGGGUGUCUGUUAGGAUGGUUUUACUGUAAAAUAAAUUUGAAUAGGUAGCUAUUAAAAGAGCAUAUUAAAACAUUUUUCAAUGCAAAAAUUAUUUUGCCUUAUUUUCUUUCCCCUUUAUGGAGAUAUAAGGUCUUAAAUGUUGGUUGAAAUUUCAAGGAAAGUGCCAAGUUUAAAAGAGUCAGUGAGGAAUUGAAGGUUCUACACUAUUUCACUAGUGCUAGAGGCGGCGAGUGGGGCUUAAAAGUGCAGGGACAAUUCUUUUAAAGAAAGUUGAAGACUAUUUUCUAGGCUAUCUUGACUGAGGGGGGGGGGGUGCUUCUGAUGUUCUCUCGUGUAAAUGUUUUGUAAUUGUAGUUUUUAAAACGCCGUUUUUUUAGAGUUUUGUCAACAUUUGGGGAACGAAAGGGAGUUUCCAGGGCUGUCCCCGUAAUGUUUUUUAAAAAUAAAGUCUAAUUACCAAUAGUGCCGCACACAAGGGAGGGUUCCAGGGUGUCCAGACACCUUCCGUAGCUCUUACUUUUUUUUUUUUGAUUAAUUAUGAUUCUAUGUAUUUUAUAUGUAAAAAUAAUUCCAAACCAAUGUAACAACAAUUUCAGUUCUAAUAAGUGAAAAAAUAAAACUCUCUUCUUAAAAGAUUUUUUUUUUCAAUGUGCACUUUUCCUCUAACGAAUUGCAAAAGUGAGAGAUCUUUCUCGAAUUUGAGAAGGUGAAAAGCAUACUUAAGGAGUACUAUGUACAAAGAAUGUUUAAUGGGUUCUUGCACUGAUGAAUUCAAGCAAUGUCAUCAUCACACACUGAAGAAGAUGAAGU